Molecule: messenger RNA, 4832 nt
Organism: Menidia menidia (Atlantic silverside)
Lineage: Eukaryota; Metazoa; Chordata; Actinopteri; Atheriniformes; Atherinopsidae
Source: the annotation of a GenBank genome assembly
ACACACACACACACACGCUCCCGCUGACUGCAGUCAGAGCCCCUCAAGCUUCUGGCUUCUGUGCUCCAUCUCCCUUGCUCUCGCUUAUCUGCCCUCUAUCUGUCUCUGUUUCUCCUUCUUCAACCCCUCGUCUCCGGCUGUGGCUCUCCUCCUCUCCGGCGCUCCUUCAGCCCAUCCUCCUAUCUCUCUGACACGUUCAGUUUUCAGUUCUCCUCCUCUCCUCCAAGCCACGCUGAAUAACACAACCAGGGAACAUGUCCUCCAACGUGCCCUCGGGGACUGCGGUCGGGAGUGCCGUGGCCAAAAACAAGCCCCUCUCCCCCUACAAGAAGAGGGGCAGCUUACAGUACACAGCCAGCACAGUUGAUCUCCGUGGUCCUCGCCGCCUCCUUACUUCCCAGCAUUCCUUGCCUGGGAUCCCAGUGGCCUUGAAACAGUCCAUUGACCUGCGCACGUCCAUGGAUGGGAAAUACAAGGAGAUCGCUGAGGAGCUUUUCUCCCGCAGCCUGGCGGAAAGUGAGAUGCGGAGCGCCCCGUACGAGUUCCCCGAGGACAGCCCCAUCGAACAGCUGGAGGAGAAACGUCAUCGCCUCGAGCGACAGAUCAGCCAGGAUGUCAAGUUCGAACCUGACAUCCUCCUGCGGGCCAAACAGGAAUUCAUGAAGACUGACAGUGCUACCGAUCUUGAACUCAUAAAGGAGCAGAGCCAGGCUCCAGACCAGCAGGUGGGAGAGCCGGUUGUAGAGAGGGAGUACCAGAGAGUGUCUAUUUCUGGAGAGGAACAAUGUGGGGUGCCGUUCACAGAUUUGUUGGAUGCUGCCAAGUGUGUGGUGAAAGCUCUGUUCAUUAGACAGAAGUACAUGGGUCUGUCACUGCAGAGCUUCUGCAGGACCACCGCCCGCUACCUGCAGGAGCUCAGUGAGAGACCUGUGGACUUUGAUAUCUACGAAGAGGAGGUCUCAGAGACCUCAGGAUACGCAGAUUCCACAGUGCACCCACCUGCUUCUAAAACACACCCCUACGAGAACCAGGACCCUGCCAGCAUGCCCCCUGACGUGGGCUACGGCUGCAAGAUGGUGGAUGGUGUCAUGCAUGUGUACACAACAAGGAGCAUUUUGGAAAAGCGCACAGAGCUGGACCUGCCCUACCCAGACCUGCAGGAAUAUAUCGCUGACAUGAACGUCAUGAUGGCUCUGAUUAUCAACGGACCAGUAAAGUCCUUCUGCUACCGCCGCCUGCAGUAUCUCAGCUCCAAAUUCCAGAUGCACAUCUUGCUGAAUGAAAUGAAAGAGCUGGCAGCUCAGAAGAAAGUGCCACACAGAGAUUUUUAUAAUAUCCGUAAGGUUGACACUCACAUUCACGCUUCCUCUUGCAUGAACCAGAAGCACCUUUUACGUUUUAUCAAACGGGCCAUGAAGAAAUAUCCAAAAGAUAUUGUACACAUGGAGAGGGGCAAAGGACAGACCCUCAUGGAGGUGUUUGAGAGUAUGAACCUGACAGCCUUCGAUCUAAGUGUUGACACUCUGGACAUGCAUGCAGAUCGUAACACUUUCCAUCGAUUUGACAAGUUCAAUGCCAAAUACAACCCCAUUGGUGAAUCCAUUCUGAGAGAGAUCUUUAUAAAAACAGACAACUACAUCGAGGGCAAAUACUUUGGUCACAUUAUUAAGGAGGUGAUGGCUGACUUGGAGGAGAGCAAGUACCAGAACGUGGAGCUGAGGCUGUCCAUCUAUGGGCGCUGCAGGGAUGAGUGGGACAAACUGGCCAAGUGGGCUGUGAAACAUCAGGUUUACUCUGAAAAUGUCCGCUGGCUUGUGCAAGUACCACGACUCUUUGACGUCUAUCACACAAAAAAACAGCUGUCUAACUUCCAGGAGAUGCUGGAGAAUGUCUUCACGCCUCUAUUUGAGGUCACAGUCAACCCCAGCAGCCACCCAGAGCUGCAUCUCUUCCUGCAGCAAGUUGUUGGUUUUGACAGCGUGGACGAUGAAUCCAAACCAGAGCAGCAUAUCUUCAACCUUGACAGUCCUUUGCCCGCCAACUGGACCGAAGAGGACAACCCUCCUUAUUCCUACUACCUCUACUACAUGUAUGCAAACAUGACUGUGCUGAAUCACCUGCGCAGGCAGCGGGGGUUUCACACACUCGUACUACGUCCUCAUUGUGGGGAGGCCGGGCCAAUCCAUCACCUUGUUUCUGGUUUCAUGCUGUCAGAGAACAUCUCCCAUGGGCUACUGCUUCGCAAGGCUCCUGUGCUGCAGUAUCUGUACUACCUGGCUCAGAUCGGCAUCGCCAUGUCUCCUCUCAGCAACAACAGCCUGUUCCUUAGCUACCAUCGUAACCCUCUGCCAGAGUACCUGUCGAGAGGGCUCAUGGUCUCUCUGUCCACAGAUGACCCUCUGCAGUUUCACUUCACCAAGGAACCUUUGAUGGAAGAAUACAGCAUCGCUGCUCAGGUGUGGAAACUGAGCUCCUGUGACAUGUGUGAGCUGGCCAGAAACAGUGUGCUGAUGAGUGGAUUCUCUCAGAAGGUGAAAUGCCAUUGGCUUGGUCCAAACGCUUUUAAGGAAGGACAAGAGGGCAAUGACAUAAGACGCACCAACGUCCCCGACAUCCGAGUAGCGUACCGCUAUGAGACCAUGUGUGAGGAGCUGAAUUUAAUAACACAAGCCAUUCGCACUGAUGCGCUGGAGACCAUCGAGGAAGAAGGCAAUCUGUGUAUGGGGGCGGUCAAGGCCGAGAAGUGAACAAGCAGCAAAACACAAAUAGAAGUCUCAUUACAUUCCCUGUUUGAACACCAGGACGUAUUUGUAGAUAUGUGCAUAUGAUGCUAUGGAGAGGACCUGCAGUCUUUGUGACCAGAUGUUUGCCUCCUUUAGCUUCCUCGGUUUCUCCUUUGAUCCGUUUUCAGAUUUGAUGACGUCCAUUGAACACUCGUGAAAAUGUUCUUGUCGGUGGCUUGUGGGCAUGUUUAGUCACCAUUUCUGUGCUUCACCUGUAAUCCCUGCACCAAGCUUUGGAUAGUGGUCCCAUUCAGCGAGAAACUAUUUAUAAAACACUCACUAAAAUCAAUGCCUGAUUUUAGUAAAACAAUCUGGAACUUUUCGGCAAAAAGAGAGAGAACCUAUCUGCUGAUUUUAUCAGCAGGUCCAUUGCAAUUUUUAUAAACACCACAAAUCAAAAUUACUUGUAGCCAAAAGCCAUAUGUAUUGUUACCACAGUGUAUCCAAAAUAACUACAUGUCUCCUUGAAUCUGAUCCAGAUGGCUUCCAGUGUGUUCUGUAACUGUUUAGCAGUAAAAACGCUCCAGUGAAUUGUAUCCCCUCACGCUGUCUGUUCCCACUGAAAACCCAACCACCCCAUUUCAACACGUACACAGGUGAUUAUAUUUCCAUCAACAAAAAAGCCGGGGCGGGAUGUGGGGAGCUGUAGCAGUGCAAUGUUACAUAAGUGGCACAGGUAGUCAUAACAACUGGCUAAAAACACCACCCUUUGUACUUGUGUGGUGGUUUUGUGGAGGUGAGCGACUCAAAUCCAUGUUACCUCAUGAGAAGAGCAGUAAUGUGUUAUAACACGUUUGGUUUAUAUAUGUUGCAUUGGUGGGCCUCUUUAUAUAAAAAUGUAGAUCGGAUCGAGUACAUUUACUAGAUCCAACAAAGAUUUAAAGAAUUGCACAAGGGACUGUUUGAAAGGGAAUAAUAGAGGACUUAGAGAAAACUCCCUGGGGUGUAUGGCCUUCACAUGCUCUUAUUCAAACAAGAGGUGUUUGCAAAGUGUUUAAAGAUAUGUGCUGUGGAUAGCUCCCUUUUUCUUUUGGAAACAUGAUUUGGUGGGUCAGUCCGUCUCCUAGUCUCUUUUGCAGUUGCAAUGACUCUCCUUUCUGCUGCUGCACCCCACGCAUCAGGAUAUUAACUGACACAGCCAUAACAAACAUAUAUCAGCUAUAACAAAUCACAGCUGAUGACACACAUCUGACGUCCUCAUCUCUGCUAAACAAUGCAGCCGGUGAUGAUGAGUGAAUGACCAAUGCAGUCAUUUAUUAAUGUUAUUCUGUUUUUUUUCUCGGUUGUUUUGCUUUAUUGUUUAUCUUUAUCUAUAAGGUUCUACUACUACUACUACUAAAAAAAAACUGUGUGCACCAUUAUGAAACAGUUUCAGUACACAAUCCAAGUAUAUGAUCACCUAAAGCCAUAAACACAACAAUAAAACUGUUUUCAACCUCACCAGUUUAAUGUUUAUGUGCCUGCAGGGAGAAGAAAUAUUACUGUACUAAGCUGUUUUCUACAGGUUGCAAUCCUACUAUUACACUUAGAGAAUAUUAACUGAGCUCUGAAGCCCAGACGAUGGCAUAUAUUUGAGGUUAUGAUGAAGUUUAAAUUAUAGCUCAAGGGGUCUCUCACACGUCUGUGUAGUGAUGCUACACACUCCUAGUGACAUGCAAACUUCCCUUAUAUGAUAUUGUUCCCUCUGGCAGUCUUAACUUUGACCCUUCACCAUCUGUUUCUUGCAAUGAAAUAUCUAAGCUAGAUGUUUCUAAAUCAUAGCUCAGUGUGUGAUGCAUGAUGAAUUGUUCUUUCAGUUUUUGCUCCAAGCGCUAUUCAACCAGUGAAAAAUCCACAACUAAGUAUCAGGAGGUAAAAGUUCCCGAACUUCAUAAACUCCUCUUUUACAGUCCUGUUUUCAGUUUGGACCCUGGUUUCAUGACUGCUGACACUUUUUGUUUUCAAAAAGACUGAAUGUGUUUGUGAUCUCCCAGAGAAAUGUAUGUACUACUUGUGAUGAAGAUUUAAUGCCAACUGUACUUGUCCAAAAUAAAAAUGAGUUUUGCCGAG